AUGCAGAUGCAGUCCCUGUGCAGCCUGCCCAUCGUGCGGUACCAGGAGCCAAAGGAGGAGGACGGGCUGGAGGACAUGACCCAGCUGGAGGACCUGCAGGAGGCUGCAGUGCUGAGCAACAUCCGGACACGGUUCGAGCGCCAGCUCAUCUACACCUACAUUGGCAGCAUCCUGGUGUCGGUGAACCCCUACCGGCUCUACAACAUCUACGGCAAGGAGCAGGUGCAGCAGUACGAAGGCAGAGCCCUGGGUGAAAACCCACCGCACCUCUUUGCCAUCGCGAACGUCGCCUACUCCAAAGUGAUGGAUGCCAAACACAACCAGUGUAUCGUCAUCAGUGGGGAGAGCGGCUCAGGGAAGACCGAAGCCACCAAGCUGAUCCUGAGCUACCUGGCAGCCGUCAGCCAGAAACGCAGUGCUGCCCCACAGGUAGGGAGGAUCCUGGAGGCAACCCCUCUGCUGGAAUCCUUCGGCAACGCCAAAACCGUGAGGAAUGACAAUUCCAGCAGGUUUGGGAAAUUUGUGGAAAUCUUCCUGGAGGAUGGUUUGAUCUGCGGUGCCAUAACCUCGCAGUACCUGCUGGAGAAGUCCCGCGUGGUGUUCCAGGCCCAGAGCGAGCGCAACUACCACAUCUUCUACGAGAUGCUGGCAGGGCUGCCGUCCCAGCAGCGGCAGCGCUACUUCCUGCAGGGCGCCGAGACCUACUACUACCUGAACCAGGGUGGGAACUGUGAGAUUCCUGGCAAGGAUGACGCUGAGGAUUUCCGCCGGCUGCUCAACACCAUGGAGGUGCUGAACUUCAGCGUGGAUGAGCAGAACAGCAUCUUCCGCAUCCUCUCCUCCGUCCUGCACCUGGGCAACGUCUACUUUGAGAAAUACGAGACCGACUGCCAGGAGGUCGCCAUGGUGGUGAGCGCCACCGAGAUCCGGACGGUGGCUGAGCUGCUGCAGGUGUCCCCUGAGGGGCUGCAGAAAGCCAUCACCUUCAAGGUGACGGAAACACAGCGAGAGAAGAUUUUUACCCCUCUGACUGUGGAAAGCGCCGUGGAUGCCAGGGAUGCCAUUGCCAAGACCCUCUACUCCCUGCUCUUCGGCUGGCUCACAGAUCGCAUCAACAAGCUGGUGUACCCGCGGCAAGAGGCCCUGUCCAUCGCCAUCCUGGACAUCUACGGCUUCGAGGACCUCACCUUCAACAGCUUCGAGCAGCUGUGCAUCAACUACGCCAACGAGUACCUGCAGUUCUUCUUCAACAGGAUUGUGUUCCAGGAGGAGCAGGAGGAGUAUAUCCGGGAGCAGAUCGAGUGGAAGGAGAUCCCCUUCAGCGACAACCAGCCCUGCAUUGACCUCAUCUCCCAAAAACCCUACGGCAUCCUCCGCAUCCUGGAUGACCAGAGCUGCUUCCCCCAGGCCACUGACCACACGUUCCUCCAGAAGUGUCACUACCACCACGGGACAAACCCUCUCUACACAAAGCCCAAGAUGCCACUGCCCGAGUUCACCAUCAAGCACUACGCAGGGAAGGUGACCUACCAGGUUCACAAGUUUCUGGAUAAAAACUAUGACCAGGUCCGUCAGGACGUGCUGGAUCUGUUCCUCAGCAGCAGGACCAAGGUGGUGGCCAACCUGUUCUUCGGGCACGCCCAGGUGCUGGCGCGGCAGAGGAGCCUCAUGAGGAGGAGCAGCACCAGGACACGGCGCUACAAGGCUCCCACCGUGGCCGCACGGUUCCAGCAGUCGCUCCUGGAGCUAGUGGAGAGAAUGGAGAGAUGCAACCCCUUCUUUGUGCGCUGCAUCAAACCCAACAACAAGAAGGAGCCGGGGCUCUUUGAGCCUGACGUGGUCAGGACCCAGCUGCGGUACUCGGGGAUCCUGGAGACCAUCCGCAUCCGCAAGGAGGGCUACCCCGUCCGCAUCCCCUUCAUCGUCUUCAUCGACAGGUACCGCUGCCUCGUUGAUAUGUGGUCCAAUGUCAUUCCCAAUGGGCCCAACUGCGUGGAGAUGCUGAGGAGCCUGUGCCCCGUUAACCCCAGCAUGUACUACGUCGGUGUCACCAAGGUGCUGUCCCGCGAGGGGCUCUUCCUGAAGGAGCAGCUGUACCAGGCUCUGGAGAGCAAGCGGUGCCGUGCCCAUCACCUGGCUGCGCUCACGCUCCAGCGCUACGCCCGCACCUUCUUCAUCAAGCGGCGCUUCCGCUCCCUGCGCCGCAAGAUCGGGCUGCUGGGCAUGGGUGGUCCCAGGGUGGCUGCCCUCAUGGGCAGGGAGGGCUGGUGGCACCUGCUCACCGUCCAUCCCUCCCCAGGUGACCAAUUCUCCUGCCCCAUCCACUCCUGGAGCACAGGAGAGGACCUGGCAGGGGAUGUCCUGAAGCUCAGAGGGCUGGCAGAGGGCUGGCGUGGCUGGUCCGUGGCUAUGAAGGCGGGUGCCCAGUGGGCUGAGCUGGCUGGACACGAUUAUGUGCUGGACCUUGUCUCCGACCUGGAGCUGCUGCGGGGCUUCCCCAGACAGAAAUCCUGUUUCCUCCUCGCGUGGGAUGGCAGCGAGAGCCACAGCAGGGACAGCCGGCCCGUGCUGGGACACGGAUUUGAUUUGGAUGAAGUGCCACCUCCCCCAGCUGUGAAAGCCCCCACACUGCCCUCCAUGGAGGCGUAUCACUCCCAUGAUGGUGAAUUUGGGGAGCCACGCAGCCAGAAGGGUCUGGACCGGUACCUGGACAGUCUCUUUGACCCUGUGCUCUCCUACGGCAAUGGGGAGCUGGAGAAGCCGUCCAUCCUCUCGCAGAGGCUGAAGGGAGGAGGUGGCGUGGGAGGGGGGCACAGUGGCACUGAUGGCACCCGGAGCUGCAGGUGGUGUCAGGUGCAGGGAAUGCUGGCGUGCACCUGGUGCUGGGGUUCAGCUGAUGUGGGAUUCUGUCCUGGCAGCAAGCUCUUUGGGAAGAAGCUGGACCCCCACGAGGAAGCCAUGCAGAUCCUGAAGGAGCAGCUCUCAGCAGCCCGGGUGCCAUCACCACCGGCUGUGGGGCCCAAGGAGGUGGUGGCUGCGGUGAAGCCGGUGCCAAGUGCCAGGUACCCGCUGCGAGCACCCACAGGACGUCCUGCAGCCCCACAGCCCCCAGUCUUUGUGUCUCGGGAGCUCCCGUCCGAGGCGCAGCAGGUCCAGACCCAGCUGCACCGCAGCUGCAGCGAGGACUUCUACACCUACCACAACGUGCCCUGGAAAAUACUCAUCAGGAAGGAGGUUUUCUACCCCAAGGACAACAUCAACCACCCACUGCUGCUCGACCUCAUCUUCCGGCAGAUCUUCAAUGAUGUGCUGUCUGACAGCUGCAUCCGGAUCAGCCACGAGGAGCGGCUCCGCCUGAAAUCCCUCUUUGCGGAGAACAAGCUGGACUCCUUCAGCCCCGUGGCCACCGAGAGCGUCAAGAGGGAGAUCAUUGCUGCGGCCCGGGAUGGCUGCGAGGUGUACUUCUCCCGCCUCUUCCCUGCCACGGGCAGCGUGGGGACGGGUGUGCAGAUCCUGGCCGUGUCCCACGCUGGCAUCAAGCUGCUGCGGGUGGUGAAGGGCACCAACGUGCCCGGGGAGCAGCUGCGGGUGCUGAGAGCCUACAGCUACCCCGACGUGCUCUUCGUGACCACCCCAUCCAGGAACAUGCUGGAGUUCAACCUGCGCGGAGACAAGCUCAUCCUCUUCUCCCCCAAAGCCCCCCAGGUCAAGGUCAUGGUGGACCACUUCAUCACAGAGCUCAGGAAGGACUCCCAGUAUGUGGUGGCCGUGAGGAACUACAGCCCAGAGGACAGGCGCCAGCUCAGCUUCCACAAAGGGGACAUCAUCCACCUGCAGUCACUGGAGCACCCUGAGAGAGAUCAAUACUAUGGCUGUGUGGUCCGCAAGAAGGUGAUGUACCUGGAGGAGCUGAAGACUGGCACCCAGGAUUUUGGGUGGAAGUUUGGGGCCAUCCACGGCCGGUCAGGGCUCUUCCCUGCGUGUCCCCAGCCAGUGCCACCUUUGUGGAGGGUCCGGAGGGAGAUGGUGAUGAGCAGCUCAGGGAUGUCACCGGUGCCUGUCCCAUGCUGGCCUUUGCCCAGAAGCAUUUCCGUGCAGCACGGCGUGGGACCAUGGACUCCCGUGGGAUGAAGUUGCCAAGUGUGCUGGAGAUGCUGACGUUCACCAAGAUCCCCAUUCAGGAGUCACUCAUUGAAUUUGUGGAUGGUGGCCUCAACAAACUGGCUGCUGAGGCUUUCCAAGCUGUGAUGAAGUUCAUGGGUGACCAUCCCCUGCGGGGGCAGACAGAGCUGGACAUCGUCUGCACCAUGCUCAAGCUGUGUGCAGCGCACGAGGUCCUGCGGGAUGAGGUGUACUGCCAGAUCAUCAAGCAGAUCACCAACAACACCAGCUCCAAGCCGGACAGCUGCCAGAGGGGCUGGAGGCUGCUCUACAUCCUCGCUGCCUACCACAAGUGCUCCGAGGUGCUCCGGCCCUUCCUCCUGGCCUUCCUGCAGGAUGCCAGCAGGCACCCGGAGCUGCCUUUCCAUGGCAUCGCCAAAGCCUGCGAGCAGAACCUGAGGAAAACUCUGCAGUUUGGUGGCCGCAGCCUCUUCCCCAGCAGCAUGGAGCUCAAGGCCAUGGUGGCUGGACGCAGCGCCAAGCGCCAGCUCUUCCUCCUGCCCGGUGGCAUCGAGAGGCACCUCAAGAUCAAGACGUGCUCGGUGGCUCUGGAUGUGAUCGAGGAGCUGUGCUGUGAGAUGGGGCUGCAGAACCCAGAGGCUCUGGAGGAAUACAUCCUCUUUGUGGUGACCGACAGAGGGCAGAGCGUGCGGCCCCUGACCCGCCGGGAAUACGUCCUGGACGUGGCUGCAGAGACCGAGCUCCGGGACAGCAGCUACAGCUUCUGGUGCCGCCGCGUGGUCUGGGGCCAGCCCCUCAAGUUCGACAACGAGCUCUACGUCACCGUCCACUACAACCAGGUGCUGCCUGACUACCUCAAGGGGCUGUUCACCGUCCUGCCGCCGGCGAGGCCGGGAGAGCAGCACUUCCCGCACGUGGCCAAGCUGGCCGCCCUCCAGCACCGAGCCAAGGACCGCCACCUCCUCCCCACGGCGAGGGAGAUGCAGGACUACGUCCCCCCACAGCUCUUCCGCCUGCUGAAGCCGCAGUCCUGGCUGCAGAUGGUGACCCAGCACGUGCAGCAAGCCCAGGCACUCAGCGCCCACCAGGCCAGGGCACAGUUCCUGGGGCUGCUGAGCGCCUACCCCAUGUUUGGCUCGUCCUUCUUCUACAUCCAGAGCUGCAGCAACAACGCCAUUGUUUCGCCCUGUAUCCUGGCCGUCAACCAGAACGGCCUCAACUUCCUCAGCAAGGAGACCCACGAACUCAUGGCCAAGUUCUCGCUGAAUGAGAUCCAGUCCACACGGACACAGCGCCCGACAGCCGGAUCCAGCUCUCCCUACGUGGAGAUCACUCUGGGAGACCUCCUGGCCCAGGGCAUCACCCAGCUGCAGCUGGAGCAGGGUCUGGAGCUGUGCCGCGUGGUGGCCGCGCACAUGGAGCGGCUGCUGGGUGCCCGGGAGAAGAGGCUGACGCUGCCGCCCAGCGAGAUCACCCUGCUCUGAGCCCGCCACGGCCCGGAUCCCCGGCACCCCGGAUCCCCGGCAGCGGGGACAGAGGGUGCCGUGACCAUGGGCUGUCCCCAGCUUGGCCAGUGGCCGCUGUCCCCCUGUCACCACCCCGCUGUUCUGCGGUUUUAUACACACCCGGCAGCCCGGCAUGACUCGGUGUCCGUAGUUUUGUGUUGCGCUCGCUGCUGCAGGGGGGAUGCUGCCCCCCGUGUCUGAUUCCACACCGAUCACCAUGUGUUUCCUAUUCCCGUGCCUCAGUUUCCCCCACCGGUCUCGUGUCCGUUUCCCCAUGCCGGUGCCUAAGUUUCCCCUCCAUCUCGCCCGUGCCUCAGU
Molecule: messenger RNA, 5945 nt
Organism: Zonotrichia albicollis (white-throated sparrow)
Lineage: Eukaryota; Metazoa; Chordata; Aves; Passeriformes; Passerellidae
Source: RefSeq, a predicted model, not a curated record